AUGGGCAACUUUGUCUCUAGCGAGUUUGACAACUUUUCUUCUUCUGGUUCGUUAGGCAGUUCAGCCACCUACAGCAGUACUCAAUUCCAACGAAGAAGCGGUUCCGCCACCUACAACAGAACUCCAUUACAACGGAGAGGCUCCGCCACCUUACGCAGAUCUCUUAUUUCGACGCAAUUUCCACAGACAGUUAGUUCCGCCACCAACAGCAGCAGUAACAACCAAAAUAAAACUAAAGAAUGCGCAGUUUGUUGUGAAGAUAUAGUCGCAUCAGAUUUUUUGCAAAUAACUAGUGGUUGCAAACAUCCUGUUACUGUGUGUCGUGGUUGUGUUAAUAGACAUGUCGAGUCCCAUUUAACCAAUAAAGGCAGUGUCAUAAUAACUUGUCCGACUUUGGGAUGUACUCAGCAACUCGAACAUCAUGAUGUGAAAAGAUUAACGGAGUCGGAGGUUUUUAAAAGAUAUGACACGUUUUCUCUUCGUGAGGCGUUGCGUGCAAUGCCGGAAUUUCGAUGGUGUAAGAAUGCUAGAUGUGGAUCGGGUCAAAUUCAUUACCAACAAG
Molecule: messenger RNA, 562 nt
Organism: Ambispora leptoticha
Lineage: Eukaryota; Fungi; Glomeromycota; Glomeromycetes; Archaeosporales; Ambisporaceae
Source: the annotation of a GenBank genome assembly